UUUUAUUUACAGUUAUUUAGUUGUUGCCUAUAAAACCAAUCUCAGUUUUACUUAAAACUCACAAAUUAUUUCACCAUUUUCACAUAGCUACUCCUAACUUUCCUUCUAUUCCGAUCCCUGAAGUUCUUGUUGGCAGAAGCACAAUUCACACAUUUGCUAAGCUAAGGAAAGCAUGAGGCUGUUGUGGGUUGUUAUAACCGCAUGGGCGUGUUGGUUUGCCUUAUUGGUUCAACCACAGCAUUGCAAGGGCUUCAAUCAGCUGAACAAGGGAACAUUUGAAAAGGAUUCCAACCUGAAUGUGUACACGAUCAGAUUCAACACUGAUAAAGCCACAAAAGAUUCAUAUAUGAAGUUUAUAAAAGAUCUGUACAACGCAUUAACAGACCGUGCAGACAGAGACGGAGACAUUCCAAUAUUGCCUUCUUCUUUGGGACCCAAUAACCCCGGGCAAUAUGUUCAUGUAGAGCUGUCGAAUGGGAGAAGAAGCGUGACAUUAGCAAUUGACUUAAGUAACGUGUAUGUGAUGGGAAUCCAAGCCGGUAAUACAGCCUACUUUUUCAAAGAUGUGAACAAAGAUAUAUACAAGACUGUGUUUCCAGGAGAAGGUAUUCAGAGAGAGGCACUUCCAUUUACGAGCCAGUAUGGGGCGAUGGAAGGAGCUGCUGGAGUUGAUGACAGAAGAGAGAUCCCUUUAGGAAUCAGCAGAUUAGGCCAACAAAUUGACCAGGUACAUAAUGGGGGAAAUAGGAAUAUUGCUAGAGCCCUUAUAACUAUGAUUCAGAUGGUUGCUGAAGCAGUAAGAUUCAGAAACAUUGAGCAAAAGGUGGUAGCAACUAUACAAAGUGAUUCACAAUAUGGUGAGUUUUAUCCAGAUGGUUUGAUGCUGGAAUGGGAGACCAGUUGGGGUGCUCUUUCCGCUGCUGUUCAAUCUGCGGUAGAUGGGAUUUUUCCAUCAGCAGUGCAGUUGAACUUUGAUGGUGGUCAAGUUCAGGUUAUAGAAACCGUGAGACAGAUUCUUUUCUUUCUUUCAAUAAUGCCACUUGUAUGCAGAAGAAAUUACUUGGAGUAUACAUUUUCAUCUUCAUUAUCAUUGCCCAUAAGCAGACGCGGUCUGCAGCAGGAAAUGAGUGUUGAUGAUAAAUGUAACCAAGUUUUAGAGCCUAAGGUGCACAUAACUGGAUUUGAUGGUUUCUGUGUGUCUGUGAAAGACGGAGAUUACAGUGAUGGAAACAGUAUCGUUUUAACUGAAUGCAAAGACGGGCAAGAAAACCAAGUUUGGAGCUUGAGAAGUCAGGAUCAAACAAUCCGAUCUAAAGGAAAGUGCUUAACAACUUAUGGAUAUAAGCAGGGGAACUAUGUAAUGAUCUACGACUGUGAUACUGCUAUCCCUGAUGCCACGAAAUGGCAUAUUGAUAGCAUUGUUGGAAAGAUUAAAAAUCCCAGAUCCGGGCUUUAUUUGACUGCAGACAGACGUGCUACAGGUGUUCAUAAUCUUGUAAUUGAUCACUAUCAAUAUGCAUCUAGACAAGUUUGGCUACCCACCAACAUUACAACACCAUCAGUAAAUUACAUUGUAGGAUACCGCUCCCUUUGCGUGACACAAGAUGGCUUUAAUUUAGUGUGGAUGGUCUAUUGUACUGGAAACAUGAAAAGCCUGAGGUGGGCGCUAUACCCGGAUGGUACUAUCAGGCCUGAAGAGCACCGAGGCCGGUGUCUACAAUAUACACAUGGCCUACAAGUGAUUAGUUUGGGAGCAUGCGGUGGAUGGUCUAAUGAGCGUUGGCUUUUUCAGGUUGAUGGCACCAUUUUACAUGUGGCCACUGGUUUGCUCAUGGAUUUCAUUGAGACUUCUGGUCUCUACCAAAUUACUCUCAAUGAUUAUACUGAUAGCUUCUCCCAAAUUUGGUUUCUUACACCAUAUCUUUAAAUAAUUGUAUCAUGUGUUUGUAUAAUUGUUGCAAUAAUCAAAUGUGUUUUUGUCUAAACAGAAAUUUCUAAGUAAUACUUGAUGUAUACAAAGUUGUACUUCGUGCUUAUUUUUUUUAAAAAAAACAUUGUACCCGUGGGCCGUUGGGGCUGAACCGCAAUUUGGAUUAUACAUCCGAGUGCACAGUGCUCAUUGUGCACCCUUGUUAGUUUCA
Molecule: messenger RNA, 2141 nt
Organism: Spinacia oleracea (spinach)
Lineage: Eukaryota; Viridiplantae; Streptophyta; Magnoliopsida; Caryophyllales; Amaranthaceae
Product: abrin-a
Exons: 2
Coding region: 173-1927 (584 amino acids)
Biological process (GO): negative regulation of translation
Molecular function (GO): rRNA N-glycosylase activity
Source: RefSeq, a predicted model, not a curated record